This is a messenger RNA of Cervus elaphus (red deer), 2264 nucleotides long. It is a transcript of the gene CLUL1, whose product is annotated as clusterin like 1. Bases 18 to 1415 code for a protein of 465 amino acids. NCBI's taxonomy places the organism in Eukaryota, Metazoa, Chordata, Mammalia, Artiodactyla, Cervidae. The transcript is spliced from 7 exons. The record is from RefSeq and is a predicted model, not a curated record.
GCAGUCACAGCGGAGACAUGAAGCUGCCUCUCUUGGUGUUGAUCGUGUAUCUGCUGUGGCUGAAAGACUAUCACUGUGCACCUACUUGGAAGGACAAGACUUCUAUCCGUGAAGACCCAAAGGGUUUUUCCAAGGCUGGGGAGAUAGAUGUAGAUGAAGAGGUGAAGAAGGCUUUGAUUGGCAUGAAGCAGAUGAAAAUCCUGAUGGAAAGAAGAGAGGAGGAACAUAGCAAGCUAAUGAGAACCCUGAAGAAAUGCAGAGAAGAAAAGCAGGAGGCCCUGAAGCUUAUGAAUGAAGUUCAAGAACAUCUAGAAGAGGAAGAAAGGCUAUGCCAGGUGUCUUUGAUGGAUUCCUGGGACGAAUGCAAAUCUUGCCUGGAAAGUGACUGCAUGAGAUUUUAUACAACCUGCCAAAGCAGUUGGUCCUCUAUGAAAACCACGAUUGAACGGGUUUUCCGGAAGAUAUAUCACUUUCUGUUUCCUUUCAAUGAAGAUGAAGAAAAAGAGCUCCCUGUUGGUGAGAAGUUCACUGAGGAAGAUGUACAGCUGACGCAGAUAGAGAAUGUGUUCAGCCAGCUGACCGUGGAUGUGGGAUUUCUCUAUAACAUGAGCUUUCACGUCUUCAAACAGAUGCAACAAGAAUUUGACCUGACUUUUCAAUCAUACUUUAUGUCAGACACAGACUCCGUGGAGCCUUACUUUUUUCCAGCUUUAUCCAAAGAGCCAGCGAAAAAAGCACAUCCUAUGCAGAGUUGGGACAUUCCCAGCUUCUUCCAGCUGUUUUGUAAUUUCAGCCUCUCUGUUUAUCAAAGUGUCAGCGCAACAGUUACAGAGAUGCUGAAGGCCAUUGAGGACUUACCCAAACAAGACAAAGAUUCUGCUCACGAUGGACAGAGUUCCACAACGUGGCCUGUGCGGGGCAGAGGGCUGUGUGGAGAACUUGACCAGAACUCGUCGGAAUGUUUCCAAUUUCAUGCAAGAUGCCAGAAAUGUCAGGAUUACCUGUGGGCAGACUGUCCUGCUGUUCCUGAACUAUACACAAAGGCGGAUGAGGCCCUUGAGUUGGUCAACAUAUCCAAUCAUCAGUACACCCAGGUACUCCAGAUGACCCAGCAUCACUUGGAGGACACCACGUAUCUAAUGGAGAAGAUGAGAGAGCAGUUUGGUUGGGUAACAGAGCUGGCCAGCCAGACCCCAGGAAGUGAGAACAUCUUCAGUUUCAUAAAGGUAGUUCCAGGUGUUCACAAAGGAAAUUUCUCCAAACAAGAUGAAAAGAUGAUAGACAUAAGCAUUCUGCCUUCCUCUAAUUUCACACUCACCAUUCCUCUUGAAGAAAGUGCUGAGAGUUCCGACUUCAUUAGCUACAUGCUGGCCAAAGCUGUACAACAUUUUAAGGAACAUUUUAAAUCUUGGUAAGCAGAGUGUUUGAUUAGGGAUGUUUGCUGAUAGGAAUAGAUGGUUCUUAAAAGGAAAAAAUGACAAAACUAACUUUUGAAUACCUUGAAAACAUAUUCAACCUCAUUAAUAAUCAAAGGCAUGAAAACUAAGACAAGAUAGCAGUUUUUACCUAUUGGAUUUACUAAUUAAAAAAAAAUCCAAAAAAAAAAAAAAAUCCUGAUAGAAUGAAAUGAAAUGAGAAUUCUCAUAUGUGACUACCAGAAACACAAACUGGUUUUGCCUUUUUGAAAAACCAUUCAAUUAUACAUAUCAAGAGUCAUCAAAUUUCUUUUUGAUAUAAUAAUUUCACUUUUGGAAUCAAUCUAAAGGAGUAAAUCUAAAAUUGAAUUGAAGUUCCCACACCAAGAUCUAUAUUUGCAAAAUUAUUUAAAAUAGUAAAAUGUUAAAAACAAUCUGAAUAUCUAAAAACCAGAAAAUGGUUAAAAGUUGUGGCUAAAUAUGCUCCAAAUAUCUUAUAAAACCAUUAAAAAUAUUUAUAAAAUUUAAAUCAUGACAUGACAACUGCUAGAACAAGAGUUUAUUCUAAGCCUAUCUAUAAGGCAAAUAUUAUUAUUAUCAUCUUCCAUAAAAGAAACUUGAGACUCAGGGUCCAAGUGGUAGUUGCUCAGUCAUGUCUGACUCUGAGACCCCAUGGACUGUAGCCCACCAGGCUCCUCUAUCCAUGGAAUUCUCCAGGCAAGAAUACUGGAGCAGGUUGCCAUUUCCUUCUCCAGGAAAUCUUCCCAGCCCAGGGAUGGAACCCAUAUCUCCUGCAUUGCAGGUAGAUGCUUUACUAUCUGAGCAACCAAAUGAAUUACUCAAGUCAGU